AUGUCCCUGCCCGCCAAUUUCGGUGAGUUGCUUGCCAAAAGUGCUCGCGAAAAGCAGCUACUUUUUGACUACCAGCUUCGCUGCCGAGGCACAGUCAUCAGAGUUCACAGGCUGGUUGUUGGUAUGCAGUCCCCUGUUCUAUGCACUGCCUUGUCCGGAUCCUUCAAGGAGAAGGAAGAUGGAUUCUAUGAAAUCAAAGAUUUUGAGGCGGAAAAAGUGAUCAAAGCUGUCGAUUACUUUUACACUGGCGACUACCAAGCCCCCGAGAACAAACCCGACAACCCACUACACACACUUCUUUUUCAUGCUGAAAUGUCCAUAUUUGCAGACAAGUACAUGAUCCAAGCUCUUCAAUCUCUCGCAGAGGUCAAAUUUGAAAAAUUUGCAAACUCGCAGAGCACUAAACAUCUCCUCUACGCGAUCCCAUUGAUGUAUAAGCUGGAGGGAGAGUCGCUCGGGAGAUUGCAAUCGACUGUUGCACAUAUUGUGAGAUAUCGCAUGGGAACUUGUCCUCUUCGCAAUGUCAAAUCAGCACUUGCAAUAGUAGCCUCAGAGAGCCCGCAAUUCUUUUACUCCUUCUUCGAGCAAGUCUGGGAUGAGGGUACUGGGAUCCCACGCAAAUGUAGCUGUGGCCCUUCCGUGGUCACUGUUACGGGCUGGAGGUGCCACACAUGCAAAGACAUCGGAGUGAAGUAA
Cordyceps militaris CM01 is the source of this 696-nucleotide messenger RNA. RefSeq names its product BTB/POZ fold domain containing protein. Gene Ontology annotation, molecular function: protein binding. The record is from RefSeq and is a predicted model, not a curated record. NCBI's taxonomy places the organism in Eukaryota, Fungi, Ascomycota, Sordariomycetes, Hypocreales, Cordycipitaceae. The transcript has 3 exons. The coding region runs from base 1 to 696 and encodes 231 amino acids.